AUGUCCGACGGAGAUAUCCAGCAGUUCAUGGCACUGACGAACGCUUCAGUUGAUGUUGCCCAACAGUACUUACAGGAAUUUGGCGCAUUGGGAGAGGCGUUGGACGCUUUUUACGCAAGCAGAGGUGAUGGUGAAGAAACAGGGCAAGGACAGGAAAGCUCUGCGGGUAGUUCUCGCGACAUUCGGAGCGCAGAAGGAGCAUCGGCAGGGGAACAAGUACCACCAGUGUUAGGCGCGCCUUCCGGGCGUGCCGGAACACCUCAGGGUGCUAGAACGCCUCAGGGAACUAGAACACCGCAGGGCAACUCUAGGUUCAAAUCGUUUUCCGAUCUCCUGCGGGACAACUCGGACGAGGACGACGAGCAAAGGAACACGUUUGCAGGCGGCGAAACGUCAGGGCUUGAAGUGUCAGAUCCUAACGAUUCCAACUCAUUGAUCAGAGAUUUACUUGAAAAGGCCCGGAAGGGCGGCCAACAGGGCUCGUCGCCCGAGCCGGACGCGUCAGCUGCAGACAGUAACCAUUUCACAGGCCGCGGGUACCGUUUAGGAUCUACUCUUGCCGCACCAACACAAGUGGCAGAAGACAUUCCGGAAGAACCGCUCCCCUCGAGGCCCAAAAAAGUCACUAGAAAUAUCACAUUUUGGAAAGAAGGUUUCCAAGUGGGCGACGGAGAACUCCGUCGAUACGACGAUCCUGCCAAUGGCUAUUACUUGAGCGAACUCAAUCAGGGCAGGGCACCUCUAAGACUGCUAGACGUGGAGUUUGGGCAAGAAGUCGAUGUCAACGUGUUCAAAAAACUGGACGAAAGUUUCAAAGCCCCAAAAAGAAAGUUGGGAGGCUUUUUGGGCGAGGGCCAACGAUUAGGAAGCCCAAUUCCGGGCGAAUCUAUUCCUACAGAACUUGAGGCAUCGUUGGAAUCUGUUCAGCACACGGAACCCGCAAACGAGCUAGCUUCCGAAACGUCGUCACAACCAGAGCCACAGGGCGACACCAGUGUGCAAAUAAGUUAUGCAAACGGAACUCGGGAAAAACUUCGUUGCAAUUCCUCCGAUACAAUUAGAUUCCUGUACGAUCACGUUAAGGGUAAAACCGCCAGUGGCAGAUCCUUUACGCUGAACCAUGCAUUCCCGGUCAAACCCAUUGAAAAACUCGAUUCCACACUCAAGGAUGAGGACUUGCUUAACGCGGUCGUCGUGCAGAGAUGGGUAGUGUGA
Messenger RNA from Lachancea mirantina, 1215 nucleotides. The record is from the annotation of a GenBank genome assembly. NCBI's taxonomy places the organism in Eukaryota, Fungi, Ascomycota, Saccharomycetes, Saccharomycetales, Saccharomycetaceae.